AUGGUGAAACUUCCGUUCAAAGCUAAUUCUUUUCAACUUGGUGAAUCGAAGACAGCGGCAAUGCGAAGACUUGAAUCCAUGGAACGACAGUUUGACAAGAAUGGUAAUCUCAAGGUCGAGUUCCACAAAUUCAUGAACGAAUACAUAGAGCUCAAUCACAUGGAAAUUGCAACUAAUAAAACGGAACAUCAAGUUUACUACAUGCCACAUCAUGCAGUUUUGAAACCAUCAAGUACCACUACCAAAUUACGCGUUGUUUUCGAUGCAUCUUGCAAAAGUUCAAACAACACAUCGUUGAAUGAUCAUCUCCUUGUUGGACCUACAGUACAAAAUGAUUUGUAUUCGAUUCUGCUAAACUUUCGAAAACACAAGAUAGGUUUUACCGCAGACAUCGAGAAGAUGUACAGACAGGUACUCAUACAUCCAGAUGAUAUAUCAUAUCAGAGUAUUUUAUGGCGUGAUUCUCCAAAGGAUCCACCCAUCACAUAUCAUCUCAGGACAGUUACAUAUGGAACUGCAUCGGCUCCAUUUCUAGCUACCCGUACGUUAAUGCAAGUUGCUCUUGAUAACUCACAGAAGUAUCCAGAAGAGUCUAACGAGAUCAUCAACAAGUUUUACGUAGACGACUACAUGUCUUCCGCUCCAGACUUAGAAUCGGCUAUUUCACGUCAUAGGACCCUAUGCACAGUUUUAUCCAAAUCAGGUUUCAACCUUCGCAAAUGGUCAACGAACUCAAGGGAAUUGUUGGAUAAAAUUGAUCCUCAAGAUCGAGCUUGUUCAUCAGAGCUGAUAAUUGAUCAGUCAGAAACGGUAAAAACUCUAGGACUGCUUUGGAACACAUCAACGGAUUGUUUUCAAUACAGCGUGUGUUUUGGCGAAAUUACUGGAAUAAUCACGAAACGUCGCGUGCUAUCGGAUAUUUCAAGAAUUUACGAUCCAAUUGGCUGGCUAUCUCCGGUGUUAAUUAAAAUGAAAAUCUUCAUGCAAAAACUUUGGAUUAAAGGUGUCAAUUGGGAUGAAGAUCUACCAAGUGAUCUUAAAGCGGAAUGGCUACAACUUCAACAUCAAGUUGAGAACAUACGUGAUCUACAAAUUCCCAGAUGGUUUAAUUUCAACGUUGAAGAUCGUAUUGAACUUCACGGAUUUGCAGACUCAUCGGAAUUAGCCUAUUCUACUGCUAUUUAUAUUAGUGUCAUAAAACCAGAUGGAUCAAUAACAACUAGUCUAAUAACAUCGAAAACCAGAGUUACCCCGAUUCGACAAAUAACACUUCCACGCUUAGAGCUUUGUGCAGCUCAUCUCAUGGUGAAAGUUAUGGUUAAAGUGAAACAAGCUUUAGAAUUGCAGAAUGUACCUACAUAUGGUUGGACUGAUUCAACUGUCGUACUAGCAUGGUUGAGUGAUCAUCCACGGCGGUGGAAAACCUUCAUUGCAAAUAGAACAUCUCAUAUUAUCAACAUAAUUCCAGCAAGUCAAUGGCGUCAUAUUACAUCGAAACAAAAUCCAGCCGAUUUAGCUACGCGUGGCAUCUCUUCAUCGGAAAUUAAAGACAACAGUUUAUGGUGGCAAGGGCCACACGUUUUGCAAGGUUUCACAAUGGAAGCUUCAGCAAUGUCAACAGCAUCUAUCCCAUCGAACAUUGAUUUAGAGGAACGCAAGGUAAUCGCAACAGCAACAUCCGUCAAGCAAACAGAUUUGUUUCACCUAUUCUCAAGUUAUGACAAGCUACUUCGUGUAACUGCUCUGAUUUUACGUUUUUUUGGUAAUUGUAAAUGCAAAUCUCAACGUCAAACUGGUUUCCUCACUACGACGGAGCUUCAAAACGCUCACAGAAUGCUUGUAAGAAAAGCUCAACAUGAAACAUAUGCAGCGGAAAUUC
Lucilia cuprina (Australian sheep blowfly) is the source of this 1879-nucleotide messenger RNA. RefSeq lists its product as uncharacterized. The transcript has a single exon. The annotation marks the transcript as partial. NCBI's taxonomy places the organism in Eukaryota, Metazoa, Arthropoda, Insecta, Diptera, Calliphoridae. The record is from RefSeq and is a predicted model, not a curated record.